Messenger RNA from Aspergillus steynii IBT 23096, 994 nucleotides. Its product is annotated as GIG1 family protein. The record is from RefSeq and is a predicted model, not a curated record. The transcript has 2 exons. Lineage: Eukaryota; Fungi; Ascomycota; Eurotiomycetes; Eurotiales; Aspergillaceae. Gene Ontology annotation, cellular component: cytoplasm. Gene Ontology annotation, biological process: N-acetylglucosamine metabolic process. The coding region runs from base 109 to 786 and encodes 225 amino acids.
GGAUUCCCGGCGUUUGCUGCAUGUCCUCUUUUCCCCUUGUGAACAAGAUUUCCGUUUCUCGUCUCCAACCGCCUUCCUUUCCCUUUCCCUGCCCCCUUUCCCUCAGCGAUGGCCGCCGAAGAACCUCCCGCCUUCAAUCUCACCGAGGUCGAUCGGAAAGUCCUGUCGCAAACCGACGAGGAGUUUGAGUAUCACAGCUGGGACGAGUUGAAGGCCAUCAUCGCACGGAAUGACCUCGGCGUGCUGAAGCGGAAACCGUCCGAUCUGAUCCGAUACCUGGCGUGGACCAAGGACAUCAAGUCUCAGUACGGCUCCAUCACCGCCUAUAUCUGCCAGCGUCGUCUGCACUGGCAUUUGCCGGUCCCUGCUGCCACCACCGGUACGGGCGAGGCCGAUAGUGGACCCGUCUUCCCCUUCAAAAACCCCGUCCCGUUUGCCGAUCCCUCGGACUACAAGAUCCUGCACAAUGACUGGCCCUACGGCUGGACACCCGGCAUCUCGCACCUGGUCGUCUGGUUGAAGACCCCCGUGCCCGUCCAGGGCGAAAAUGGUGAUAUGACCGCCGAGUCUCGCUCGCUGGUCGAAGGCUUUAUCCAGAGAACCUUCGUGGAUCGCUUGGCCGAAGACGGUGCCCAAUUUCGCCACCCGGAUUCACAUGUGCAGUGGUUCAAAAACUGGACGGCGCUGCAGAGUGUGAGAAGCUUGGAGCACAUCCACGUCCUGCUCAGGGACGUUCCGGAAGACAUCCUUCGCGAGUGGACGGGGGAAGACCGGCCACAGCGUUGAGUUAACGCAUAGACGCAGCAUUCUAAAUACCUCGCUAGACAACCCGCUCUAGACAUGUUUCAGACCGAUAGAUAGCCUGGCAUACCAGACAGCGGCGUUCAAGAAAGAAAAAAAGCUUUAGCAUUGGGAAUCUUGCGAAAGAAACAAUAGCCCCGCGGUAGUUAAAGGUACAGAGAAUGAGAGGUAAAAAUGAGAGCUUUCAUCAUAG